AUGGCGACGCGCGCGGUGACGCGCGCUUCGGUGGGCGAUGGGACGACGCGCGCGGUGCCACCGCGCGCGCGCGCGGGCGCGGUGCGGCGCGUGAGAGCGAGCGAACGCGUCGUGAUGUUGACAUCAUGGUGCGAUGGAACGACGCGCGCGCGACGCGGGCGAACGGUGACGCGCGCGACGGCGACGACGGCGCGGGUGGGGGAGCGCGCGGGCGCGCUCUCGCAGGUCCUGAGCGGGAUCACGGUCUCCCUGGCCAUGGUCCCGGAGUCGCUCGCGUUUACGUUCGUCGCGGGCGUGAGCCCGAUCGUCGGUCUGCACGCGGCGGCGUUGAUGGGACUGUGCACGGCGCUGUUGGGGGCGCAACCGGGGGUUAUUUCGGGCGCCGCGGGAGCGACCGCGGUGGUGUUCGCGCCGUUGGUGGCGAGUCACGGGGUUGAGUAUUUGUUCGCCGCCGUGACGCUCGUGGGGGCGAUGCAAUGCGCGUGCGGCGCGGCGAGACUCGGAAAAUUCAUUCGACUCGUCCCGCAACCGUGCAUGAUCGGGUUCGUGAAUGGAUUGGCGAUUGUGAUCGGGAUGUCGCAGUUGGAGACGUUCUCGGGAUUGAGCGGGAGCUCUCUGGCGACGACGGCGGGACUCACCGCGCUCACGAUGGCUUUGAUCCGUAUCAUUCCAAAGCUGUCUUUCGUCCCGAAAGCCAUCCCUGCGCCUCUUUUGGCCAUCGCGUCGUGCGCGACGCUGACGAAUGCGCUGAAGAUUUCGACGAAGACCGUUGGAGACGUCGCCCCGGUCUCAGGAUCGUUGCCGUCGUUACACUUGCCGAACGUCCCGCUCACUUUCGAGACGUUAACCGUCAUCGCGCCGUACGCGCUCUCCGUCGCCGCAGUUGGGCUGAUCGAGACUCUUCUUACGCAGCAGCUCGUGGACGACGUGACUGAAAAGCGCACGGCGACGCACACCGAGUGUAUUGCGCAGGGCGUUGGUAACUUGGUGAACGGUGCUUUCGGCGCCAUGGGCGGAUGCGCCAUGAUUGGACAAUCGAUGAUCAACGUCAACUCUGGCGGUCGAACGCGAGUCGCAGGCGUCACGUGCGCGCUGGCAAUUUUGAGUUACGUCUCGUUCGGUGCCUCCUUCAUCGAGCGUAUUCCCAUGGCGGCGCUGACGGGCACGAUGCUUUGCCUCGUGCUAGACAUUUUCGAUUGGACAUCCUUCUCACGCAUUCAAAAGAUUCCAAAGACGGACGCCGUCGUCCUCGCCCUCGUCACCGGCGUCACGGUGGCCACGAAUCUGGCCGUGGCCGUGUUUGCAGGCGUCGUACUGUCCGCCCUCGGAUUCGCGUGGAAGUCAUCGCAACGAAUCAUCGUCUCGCGCUCAGAGAUCCGCGGAGUGAAUAACUCGGAGGCUCUCUGCGAACUCUCCGGACCGCUCUUCUUCGGGUCGGUACAAAGUUUCACGGAGAAGCUUGAUCCUCGAAAUGAGUCGGCCAAUCGCGUCAUCUUGGACUUCGCCCAGAGCAAGGUUUGGGAUAGCUCGGCGCUGACGGCCAUCGACGAGUUGUCUGACAAAUAUCGCAGUCUGGGCAAGAAGCUCACUCUGCGAGGCCUCUCUCCGGAUUGCACAAAACUGCUCACGAGAGCAGGCGAUCUCGUUGAAAUCGACGUGGACGCUGAUCCCGUGUACGCCAUCGGCAUGGACUACGACACGCGCCAACUGGAAGGGACGACGGAAGCUUUGGCCGGGACGAAUCGUCAACUCACUCUGGCAGAGGAGAAAGCGUUGAAGCGACAGUACAAUCAAUAG
Messenger RNA from Ostreococcus tauri, 1797 nucleotides. RefSeq names its product Sulphate transporter. The record is from RefSeq and is a predicted model, not a curated record. Gene Ontology annotation, cellular component: membrane. The transcript has a single exon. NCBI's taxonomy places the organism in Eukaryota, Viridiplantae, Chlorophyta, Mamiellophyceae, Mamiellales, Bathycoccaceae. Bases 1 to 1797 code for a protein of 598 amino acids.